This is a messenger RNA of Geodia barretti, 687 nucleotides long. The record is from the annotation of a GenBank genome assembly. Lineage: Eukaryota; Metazoa; Porifera; Demospongiae; Tetractinellida; Geodiidae.
AUAAUCGUCGGCCUCGGCAACCCCGGACCGCGCUACGCCGACACCCGGCACAAUGUUGGCUGGAAGGCUUUGGACUUGGUGGCGGAGCAGCUGAGAAUCCCUCUGAACGAACGCCGCCCCAAGGCUGUGCUCGGCAUCGGCUACCGCGCCGACCGCUUCAUGAACAACAGUGGCGAGGCGGUGGAAUACCUGCUUGCCAGGUUCGGGGGGGGCGGAGGCAAUCUGCUGGUCAUCUAUGACGAGAUGGCCUUGCUGCCUGGCCGGAUACGCCUGCGCGCCGCCGGUAGCGACGCUGGCCACAACGGGAUACGGUCGAUCAUUCAAGCAAUCGGGGGCACCGGGUUUCCCAGGCUUCGAGUGGGCAUAGGCGCCCCACCGGCUGGGCUUGUGGCCCGCGAGUAUGUGCUGGGCAAGUUCGACGAAAAGGAUUCAGAGGCCAUCGCGGAGGCCGUUGAACGUGCGGCGGCAGCAGUCCUGUGUCUGCUGGACGAAAACAUCGAUGCAGCCAUGAACAAGUUCAACCAGGACCCCAACGCCGCACCGGAUUCGCCCGGGCCACCGCCCGAUUCCCGACCAGAGAGGGCCUCCCCCCAGGACCCGGGCGUCGGGCGCCGCCCCGUGUCUCCCGAUGUCCCGAACUCAGCCCAGAGCAAUGAACAACCCGGCAGCAACCACACAAGCCAGUGA